Messenger RNA from Aphanomyces astaci, 1029 nucleotides. RefSeq lists its product as hypothetical. Gene Ontology annotation, molecular function: calcium ion binding; calcium-dependent protein serine/threonine phosphatase regulator activity. The record is from RefSeq and is a predicted model, not a curated record. The transcript has 10 exons. The coding region runs from base 1 to 1029 and encodes 342 amino acids. Lineage: Eukaryota; Oomycota; Saprolegniomycetes; Saprolegniales; Verrucalvaceae.
AUGGGAGGAGAAUCGCCGCAGAAGCGGCGGCUGUCCGCUGCACAAGCGAACGUCAAGAAACCAGUGCCGGAAAAGCGCGGGUCGUUGCCAAACUUGCUGCCUCCUUUGAGCAAACGGAGGCACGACAUGGCGACCAAGGUCCUGCCGGACGACCCCAAGGCGGCGGCGGCGCCCAUCACCCUGCCCGACGUGGCCACCCCCGCGUCGGCUCCCAAGGGCGACACACUGAAACUACCAGACGCACCCGCAAAAGCUACAAAGCCCGCGCCAUCGGCCAGCUCAAUCAAGCGCUACAAAUCGGUUUUUCAAGUGUCGCGAAGCAAGAAGUCAGGAGACAUCACGCUCGAGUCCCAGCGCACCAUUGACACGGUGCUCAAGUAUCAAAUGGGGCAAUGCGAGCUUCGCAAGCUCAAGGAAGUGUUCAACUACAUCGACGUCGAUCGCACGGGCCAGAUCUCAUUUGAAGAGUUUUUCGAGUUUAUCGACGAGAAUCGGAAUCCGUAUUCCGAGAGCCUCUUCCGGCUCAUCGAUACGGACGGCAGUGGCACGAUCGAUUACGAAGAAUUUGUGCAUGCGCUCACCAGUUAUUGCAUGUUUACACGCGAAGAGAUCUUGCAAUUUGCAUUCAAAACGUUUGACGACGACGACAGCGGCAGCAUCGACGAGUCUGAAUUUGCAAAACUGGCCAACAUGGUCAACGAUGGCAAGCCACUCUUCACAGGCAACUUUAACCGCGCGCUCAAAGAAUUCGACAAAAAGAACGAAGGCGUGAUCGACUUUACCGGGUUCGACUUGCUCAAUCGACGGUACCCGAUGAUCCUCUUCCCAUGCUUUCGCCUGCAAGACCGCAUCCAAAAAGCUACGUUGGGCGAAGCGCACUGGCUGCGCAUCCACCAGCGAUACUACGACAUGCUCAAGGACGACCUGUUCCGGAAAAAGCACGGCGGCGCCGCGCCCCCCGUGUCGACCUCGACCAAGAUCAAACUCAUCUUUGGCGUCGGCACGUUUGAAGUGUAUCAGCCAGUAUGA